AUGUCCACCGAUCAACCUCACCUCUACUGGCGGUCUCCGAUCGGUUUUGGACCAACACCAAGUCCCCGGCAGAAGCCGGACGGCGGCCGGUUCGAUUACAACGAUGCCGAGACCUUGAUCGCUGAUGUCAUCUGCAAGGUACCAAUUGCCCUCGUCCAGGAUUUGCUGCCGCCUGACUUCGUGGCCCUCGCCCAGAACGGGGAAGCGAUAACUACAGUCACCAUACAGGUCAUGCGCCUUUCCAACCUGCCGUGGCUCGCCGGCCGGGGAUACGAUACGCUGGGCGUCUACUUCAACAACGUGGCCUACCGACCGGCCGCCGACGCCUCAGAUCCGGGAGCGGAGAUUUCGGCCCAGUCGGGAAGCUUCCUUGCCGUCUUGUUCGAAAAUUUGUGCGAUCCCAUCGUGACGGGAAGGGAGGAGCUGGGCUUCCCCAAAGUCUUUGCAGACCUUGCUGGCGGCUUUGCGAGGUCUGAAGAGACGGACGAGGAGACCACUUUCAACUUCACAGCUUCCACUUUUGCCCACGAUUUCCUCACUCUGAGCAUACCCGGCUUGACCGCCGUGCCGCCCUCGACGCCCUCCCCUCUCUUUGACGCGGCAAACGAGACACGACACCACAGCAGGGACGAAACCUUGACGCACCGAUUCGUGCCUGCCGUCGGAGCGCCAAAGCGCGGCAGAGAACCAGAUGCGGACUACGCCGUCUUCGUUGGCCCAGCUCCAGUCCCUCCAUUGCUCAAGCAGCAUUGGCAAAGCGACCAGCUGGACGGCGUCGAUGUCCGUGUCCGGCCCGCCUCUUUUCAGCAGGCCCCAACGCUCCACCACAUUAUCGGAGGGCUGGACACCCUUGACCUGGGAACAUAA
Pseudozyma flocculosa PF-1 is the source of this 867-nucleotide messenger RNA. RefSeq lists its product as uncharacterized. The transcript has 2 exons. The coding region runs from base 1 to 867 and encodes 288 amino acids. Gene Ontology annotation, molecular function: lyase activity. Lineage: Eukaryota; Fungi; Basidiomycota; Ustilaginomycetes; Ustilaginales; Ustilaginaceae. The record is from RefSeq and is a predicted model, not a curated record.